Schistosoma curassoni is the source of this 4051-nucleotide messenger RNA. The record is from the annotation of a GenBank genome assembly. Lineage: Eukaryota; Metazoa; Platyhelminthes; Trematoda; Strigeidida; Schistosomatidae.
CAACAACAAGAAAUAAGCCCAAAAGUUAGCAAAAUGGAUAAACUUUUAUAAAAUAAUCUAUAUAAAAUCAAUGUUAUUAUGUCAUAAAAGCAAUGUGUUUUGUUAUGGUUAAACCUAUCUCCAAAAUGGAUGUUCUAUAACUAAUUGAAAAUAAAUGAAUCAACUAUUUGAUAUACUGAUGAAACAAACUCUUAUUUGGUCUAAAUUGACGUCGUUCUUGUCAUUACUCAUUUCUUUACUACUUAUACAAAUAUCAGUAGCAUCAAACAGUGAAUCAAAACACUAUCUUUUAAUACACGGUCCAAUGCAUACGAAUGUUCAGAUUAACUCAACUGUACUAUUGAGAUGUCGUGUUCAACUUCAGAUUCAAAAUGAUCUUAAAGAAAAUCACUACAAAGUAUUUCAGAAUAGUAAAUUGAAUAAUGAGGGAUACUUUUCAGAUGUUUCUUCAUCAUCAUCUGCCGUACCGGGAGCAGUUUGGCAAGUUAUCAAUCCAUAUUUAUUGUCAGAUAAGUUGAAAAUCAUUGUUCAGUGGAUGAAAGAUGGAUUUGGUUAUGAUCAAGAUACAUUGAGACAAACAUUUAAUGGAAGGUAUACAUUGGUUGAAUCUGAGGAAAAAGAUGUAUAUGAUUUAAUGAUUAAAAAUAUUCGUUUUGAAGAUGAAGGUGAAUAUGCAUGUCAAGCUAGAUUGGUAAAAAAGGCAAAUUCUCAACAGAGACCAUAUUAUUUAUAUCAAUUUGUUAAUCAAUCAAAAUUUUAUCGAAAAUCAAUAAAAUCGAAUAUGACCAAUCACUUUGAUUCAUCAAUACAUGAUUUAUUUAAUUUACCAAUGAGUUUAAUUAAAAGUAAUACCGCAUACUUAAAUGUUAUUGUUCCUCCAAAAUCAAUUCAUUUAAAUAUUUUAUUAUAUGAAAAUGCCAAAUAUCGAUUUUUCUACAAUCAUAAUAAUCAAUUAAAUGAUCCUGUACAAAAUGAUCAAUUAAAUAAUAAUCGAUCAAUAUGGAUUCAUUUAAAUCAAACCAUUCAAUUUAUAUGUAGUACAUCAUCAUGGAGUAAACCAUUAGGACAAUUAUUAUGGUACAUAAAUGAUAAAGUACUAUAUCAGGUUAAAAAUGAAAAGAUGACAAAUUAUGAUGCAACAAAUUCAUCAUCAUCAUCAUCAUCAUCGUCGACGUCGACAUCGUCAACAUCAUCAUCAUCAUCAUCGUCGUCGUCGUCAUCAUCAUCAUCAUCAUCAUCAUCAUCAUCAUCAUCAUCAUGUCAACAUAUAAAUGAUUGUUUUCAAAAGAGAAAAGAAUUAUUCACUUGGUUAAAUAUGGAAUUUUGUAAUUUACAAUAUGGAUGUCAUAUUAUAAAUAAAACACAUAAUUCAAUGAUACUUGAUCAUUUCUCAUAUACAGCACAAUUAAUUGAAUUUAUUCAAAUUAAUGAUAUGCCUUCAGGUAUUCAAUUAUUUAAAACUUGGUCUAUUUUAAGUCUUACGUUUCAUGGAAUACAAAUGAAUCAAAUUCCAAUUAUGUGUUCAUUAGAAAACCAACAUGAUUACAUACUAGGCAAUAACAAUAAUAAUGAUAAUAAUGAUAAUGCAAAUAUUAUUCAAUCUAACAGAACUUCUAAUUUUGGAAAUACAUCACUUAGAUCUAGCAUAAUCACUGUUCAUCUUUUAUAUAUUGAUAAAGUGUAUAUAGAAAUCUAUUCAAAUCUAAAAACAAUGUUUACUUCAUCUAUUGAACAUUCAAUGAUAUUCAUAGAGAAUCGUUCAAUUCAACUUGGAUGUUUUUGUGAAAAGAUUAAUGUACCUAUUCAUGUAAAUUAUGAAUACACAUUUUUUAUUCAAAUGUCAAAUAAUACUAAUCAUACUGAUAUAUUAUUCAAUAUAAGUUCAUUAUCAACUAUUCAACAACUGAAUACUCAUUCUCACAACACUGUUUUAUCAUCUGGAAUCCGUUCAAAAUUAAUGAUAUUACAUCAUCAAUUGAAAUAUCAUAUUAUAGAAUUUGUACCACAUCGAAAAUUUCAUAAAGGAAGAAUCUAUUGUCAAAUAUUGAUUAGAAUGAAAAAUGAUACAAUCAAUAAAAUUGAUUCCAUGAUAACUGAGACAUCAUCUGUGGCAUCAUUGAGAAGUUGGAGAAAGCAAAUUUAUGAUGUUCAUAAUGAUAUAGAAGAUGAUUCUGUAGAUGAUCCAGUAAUGAUUUCUUCAAUGGGUCAUAUUGAUUUAAAUAUUCAUUAUGGACCAAAUAUAGAUAAUCGAGACGAUGAGUUUUAUAUACUGUACCCUUGUUCAAUAUUUGGAAAGACAUUGAAAAUGCUCUGUUGGACAAAAUCUACAAAUAAUCUGUAUAUAACACAAGAGAUAACAUUAAGGUGUCAAACAGAUUUUAAUCCAUCUGGUCAAAUUGAAUGGUUUACAUGGAAAUCAAAUGAUACACAAGUUUAUUUAUCAAAUGGUUCUAAUUUACAACUUAACUUGAAUCAACUACAAUCUUCAUUAGAAAUGAUUACAGUGAAUUCAAAGAAUUUAUGGAUUAUUGAUAAACAAUAUUUCAAAGAUCAUGAAAAUCAUCUUGAUAUAGAUGAUCACAUGAAAUUGAAAAAUGUUAAUUUUCAUCUUCAUUUAUGGAAAUUCACAUGUAUAGCUAGUUCAGUGGGAUUUGAUAGUCAGUCAGCAAAUAGAUUUAUUAUUCAAGCAGAAAAACCAUUUGUACAUAGUAAUUCAUAUGUAUAUGGAAUUCUAGGCAAAUCAGUUAAUCUUAUCUGCAAUGUUGUCAGUUUUCCGGAACUAAAUUUCACCCAUCCAGUAUGGUUACAUAAUGGUGAAUAUAUUACAAUAGAAGAUUCAUAUAGUAGUAAUAAUGAUAUAAUGACAAUGAACUCAACAAUUGAAAAUUCCCAAUUCCCAAUUAUUCUUACUCAGAAUUUUAUAUCUAAAUAUAAAAUCAUUCACAGAAAAUAUUCAGUUGGAUGGAUUAUUACUUUGCAGAUCAAUAAUUUAGAUCUAAAUGAUGAAGGCGUUUAUCAGUGUACAUUUUCAAAUUUAAUGGGAUCAAGUUCUUAUGAGAUAAAUUUAUAUUUAAACUAUAGAUUGACCAGAAAUGAAUUUAUCAUUAUGAUUGUCAGUUGUGUCAUUUCAUUACUGACUAUUCUUACAUUCAUUAUUGGUUUAUUAUAUAUUCAAAGAAAAUGUAAAUAUAUUGAAUGGUCUAAUCAUCAUUAUUUCUGUAUAAAAUGUAAAUUAACAUUGAAUAGAACAACCUACAAUAAAAAUGAAAGAAGAUACAAUCAUAAGACAGUUGGGUACUUUACAGCAGUGGACUUAAAUGAAUCAAUCACUCAAUCAACCUUAUUUGAUAAUACUUGUCAACAUCAGUUAAACAACAAUUUCAAUAUUCAAUCUGAAUCAAAUUGUUCCACAUGUUCAAAUAGAAAUCCUUUAAUUCUACCUAAUCAAAACAACAAUGAUCAUGAUAGUUAUGUAUAUGAUUGUUAUGAAUUAAAACAAUAUCCUUUUCAAUCUAUCACCAAUUCAAUAUAUGAUAGUAAUAAUCCUAAUUGUACAAUAAAAUGUCUUUAUAAUAAGUUUAAUGAUGAAUCUAUUCUUCAAAAUGAUAAUCAUAAUCAUAAUGAUAAUCGUGAUGAGAAAUCAUUCAAUUCAAAUCAAACUCCUUUAUUGAAUCCAAUUUAUACAAAUGAGAUUUGUUUAAAUGAAUUAAUGUCAAAUUCAAUGAUCAAUAAUCCAUAUUCAUCGUAUUUUAAAUGUUAUACGAAAAGUUAUCCAAUUCAAAGAUCAUAUGGUACAUUACCUCAUAAUUGUAUGUUAUACUCUAAUUCAAUCAAUGAAAAUAUUCAUCUAUUUAAUAAACAACACCAACGACAACAAGAGAAUUGUAUUCAUUGUAUAUUGAAAUGUGGAAAUUCAGUUUUAGCGCCUAAAUUAAAUGAAACUAUUUCUUAUUAUUAUGAUAAUAAUAAUAGUAUUGACAAAAAUGAAUGCCAAUACUAUCUAUUAGAUAGAAUGAAUAGAAUGUGUAAAUAUGAUCAUUUCAAUGAAUAA